This is a messenger RNA of Colletotrichum chrysophilum, 1821 nucleotides long. RefSeq lists its product as uncharacterized. Gene Ontology annotation, molecular function: transmembrane transporter activity. Gene Ontology annotation, biological process: transmembrane transport. The record is from RefSeq and is a predicted model, not a curated record. Lineage: Eukaryota; Fungi; Ascomycota; Sordariomycetes; Glomerellales; Glomerellaceae. Bases 1 to 1821 code for a protein of 606 amino acids. The transcript is spliced from 2 exons.
AUGCCGCCGCGCACGGAAGACGAGCCGGUGUUGACACCGCCAUAUCACGACGAUGCCGACUCCGAACGAGAGGAGGAAUCCGACGAUGAAGGUGAAGAGGCGCGCAUGCUGAGGACUCUCGAUGGGUCCGGGCCUGAAGUUGAGGCUGCCCCUGGCGCGGCGCUCUCACACCCGCGAGAGGAGGAGGAGCUGCUCAAGCCGCCCGAGAAGCCCAAGCCCAUCGCGUGGCGCGAUCUGCCGCAGAAGCAGCAGUUGUUGGUCAUUACGCUUACGAGGUUGAGUGAGCCGCUGGUGCAGACUUCACUACAGUCCUACAUGUUCUACCAACUUAAGUGGUUCGACCCGACGCUCCCGGACUCGGUCAUCUCCUCCCAGGCCGGCAUCCUCCACGCCUCCUUCACCGCAGCCCAGUUCAUCACAGCCAUGAUCUGGGGCCGCCUCGCCGACUCGAAGCGUUUCGGCCGCAAGACCGUCCUCAUGAUCGGCCUCCUCGGCACCUGCCUGUCGUGCGUCGGCUUCGGCUUCUCCCAGAGCUUCGCGCAGGCCCUCUUCUUCCGCUGCAUCGGCGGCGCCACCAACGGCAAUGUCGGCGUCCUCCGGACCAUGAUAAGCGAAAUCGUCCGUGAGAAGAAGUUCCAGGCCCGCGCCUUCAUCCUGCUGCCGAUGACCUUCAACAUCGGCGUCAUCAUCGGGCCCAUCCUCGGCGGCAUCCUCUCCGACCCCGCCGGCAGCUACCCGGGCCUUUUCGGCGACGUCGAGUUCUUCAAGAAGUACCCCUACGCGACGCCGAACCUGCUGAGCGCUGUGUUCCUCUCGUGCGCGGCGUUGAGCGUGUGGCUGUGCCUUGACGAGACGCUCGACGCCCUCCGCGAAGAGGGCCCGGACCCGGGACGCCGCCUCGGCUCGAGCAUCGCGAACCUCCUCCGCAGAGUCUGGGCCCGGCUCCGCCACGGCCGCCGCGGCGCGAUAAGACUCGACGACGCGGCCUACGCCCAGCUGCAGUCCAGCUCCGCCAGCAGCACCGACGUCGAAAUGUCCCCCGAACACCCCGCACCCAACAAGAGACCCAAGCCGCGGUACACCCACCGCCUACCCUUCCGGCGCAUCUUCACCCGCAACGUCGUCAUGACCUUCUCCGCGCACUUCUUCCUCGCCUUCCACGUCGGCACCUUCAACGCGCUCUGGUUCGUCUUCCUCUCCACGCCCACCUCGACCUCCCCGCCGCACCUCCCCUUCCGCUUCACCGGCGGGCUGGGCAUGCCCCCGCAGAGCGUCGGCCUCGCCAUGGCCAUCCUCGGCGUCAUCGGCAUCACCCUCCAGCUCUUCGUGUACCCGCGCCUCUCCGCGCGCCUCGGCACCGUCCGCGCGUGGCGGCUGUUCCUCUACUUCUUCCCGCUGACGUACUUCCUCGUGCCGUACCUCUCGGUGGUGCCGACCACGCCUUCCGCGCCGCCGCCGGGGCCGAAAGGCGGGCCGGCGAUCUGGUUCGCCAUCGUGGGCGUGCUGCUGUUCCAGGUGCUGGGGCGCACGUUCGCGCUGCCGGGGCAGACGAUCCUGAUCAACAACUGCACGCCGCACCCGAGCGUGCUGGGCACGAUACACGGGCUGGGCCAGAGCGUGAGCAGCGCGGCGCGGACGAUCGGGCCGGUGCUGUGCGGGUGGCUGUACGGGCAGGGCCUGGCGGGCGGGGUGGUCGGCGCGGUGUGGUGGGGGUUGGCGGGGGUGGCGGUGUUGGGGGUGCUGGCGAGCUGGGUUGUGUGGGAGGGGGAUGGGCAUGAGAUUGUGUUGGAGGGGGAUGAGGAGGAGGAGGAGGUUAGGUGA